Tyto alba (common barn owl) is the source of this 6852-nucleotide messenger RNA. Its product is annotated as phosphatidylinositol-binding clathrin assembly protein. Gene Ontology annotation, cellular component: clathrin-coated vesicle; synaptic vesicle; extrinsic component of presynaptic endocytic zone membrane. The transcript is spliced from 22 exons. Gene Ontology annotation, biological process: synaptic vesicle budding from presynaptic endocytic zone membrane; clathrin coat assembly; clathrin-dependent endocytosis. Lineage: Eukaryota; Metazoa; Chordata; Aves; Strigiformes; Tytonidae. The record is from RefSeq and is a predicted model, not a curated record. The coding region runs from base 400 to 2448 and encodes 682 amino acids. Gene Ontology annotation, molecular function: SNARE binding; phosphatidylinositol-4,5-bisphosphate binding; clathrin heavy chain binding.
CGGCAGCCGCCAUUUUGUCUGGGAGUGUAAAUGUGAAAGGGAAAGCCGGAGCGCAGCCCGCGGAAGGAGGCAGUGGGGAGCGGGGCCGGGCGCGGCCAGCCGUGCCGGCGGGGCUGGGAGGCGAGGCGACGCCGCCGCCGCGUCCCCGAGCACCGGGAAGAGCCUCCCCCCCCCCUCCCCCUUCCCUCCUCCUUCCCUCCUGUCGCUGCCGCGGCGGCGGUCGAGGGGAGCCGGUGAGGCGGAGCCCGGCGAGGACUCUCCGCUCGCCCUCGCCGCACCGGAGGGGGCUGCCGGCGCCCUUCCCCCGGGGAGGCUGCGCUCGCCCCCCGCCUGCCCCGGCCUUGCUGCCCGCCGCGGCGGGUGCGCGGGGGGGGAGCCGCCGCCCGGGCCGCACCAACGAUGUCGGGGCAGUCGAUCACCGACCGCAUCACGGCGGCGCAGCACAGCGUCACCGGCUCGGCCGUCGCCAAAGCUGUCUGCAAGGCGACGACCCACGAGGUGAUGGGCCCCAAGAAGAAGCACCUGGACUAUCUAAUACAGUGCACAAAUGAAAUGAAUGUGAAUAUUCCACAGUUGGCAGACACACUCUUUGAAAGAACUGCGAACAGUAGCUGGGUUGUAGUUUUCAAAGCUCUAAUUACAACACACCACCUCAUGAUGUAUGGAAACGAGCGCUUUAUCCAGUAUCUUGCAUCCCGAAACACUUUGUUCAAUUUGAAUAACUACCUGGACAAAAGUGCCAUGCAGGGCUACGAUAUGUCUACCUUCAUUAGGCGAUAUAGCAGAUACUUGAAUGAAAAAGCACUUUCAUAUAGACUUGUAGCUGUUGACUUCACCAAAAUGAAAAGAGGGAUAGAUGGAGUGAUGAGAACCAUGAAUGCUGAAAAGCUUCUGAAAACCCUUCCAAUCAUACAGAACCAGCUUGAUGCACUCCUUGAUUUUGAUGCAAAUCCAAAUGAACUAACAAAUGGUGUUAUAAAUGCUGCCUUUAUGCUCCUCUUUAAAGAUUCCAUUAGACUUUUUGCAGCAUACAAUGAGGGGAUUAUUAAUCUUUUAGAAAGAUAUUUUGAUAUGAAGAAGAACCAGUGCAAAGAAGGCUUGGAUAUUUACAAAAAAUUUCUAGCCAGAAUGACCAAAUUGUCAGAAUUCCUCAAAGUAGCGGAGCAAGUUGGAAUUGAUCAGGGUGACAUUCCAGAUCUUACUCAGGCUCCCAGCAGCUUGCUUGAAGCACUGGAACAGCAUUUGGCUUCAGUGGAGGGAAAGAAAACAAAAGAAGUCUCCGCUGCCAGCAGAGCCAGUGCCCUAUCCAGUGCUGUUUCCACACUUGCCAGUACCGGAAUGUCAUUUAGCAGGAUGGAUGAGAAAGAAAAGCAGCAGGCAUUGGAAGAGGAACAAGCUAGACUGCAGGCACUUAAGGAGCAGCGGUUAAGAGAGAUUUCUGUAGUAUCAAAUUCCAUUUCCACAUCAGCAUCCCCAAGCACCUUAUCAGGAAAAAGUGUGAAUACUACCAUAGCUGUUGACCUCUUUGCAGUACCAGCACCCACAACAAAUAGCAUGCCCAACCUUUCUAGUGAUCUUUUUGAUCUUCAGCCUGCAUUCGUUCCAACUGUGCAGAGUACUCCAGCUAUAUCAACAUCAGCAAGCAGUGCCUGGGGAGGUCCUUUCUCCUCCUCAAAUGGUUGUGUUGGUUCUCCACCUCAUCUGGACAUCUUUGACAUGAAGCCAGUUGAAGAAGCUGUAAAAUCUACCACCCCUUUCAUCAAUUCUACUUUUUCCUCCAAACAAACGGUGGAGCUAUUUAGUGAUGACUUUAGUGGUCAUAAACCUACAUAUGCUUCUGUGUAUCAUCCUCUGACUGUUGAUGGUUUUCCUCUUCAUUCAGCUCCUCCGAGUACCACCUCUUCAACAAUUAACGUGGACUUCGAUGCUGUUUUUGGAGGAAAAUCUGCAGUACCAGAGUACAGGACUACAAGUGAUGAUGUAUUGCAACCCACAGUACCACCACAAAGUCAAAGAGCCACUUUAGCCAACCAGCAAAGCGGAAAAAUUUUGGCAAAUGACCUCGAUUCUUCACUUGCUAAUCUAGUGGGAAAUCUUGGCUUUGGAGGAACUCCAUCCAAAAAAUCGGAUAUGCAGUGGACCCAACCUACAGAGAAAAAACUUACUGGUGGAACAAACUGGCAAGCAAAAACAAGCACAUCGACCACAUGGAACCCUACUCCCUUACCCACUAUUCCACAUAUGAAUGGAGUACACUAUCCUGGAUAUGUACCUGCUCCUAUCGCAUACCCAUUGACCACACCUCAAGUGCCUGUAUAUGGAAUGGUACCUCCUCAGGUUGGAGCUGCUCCUUUGAUGGCACCUCAGUCAAUGAUGUAUACGCAGCCUGGUCUAAGGCCAACAAAUCCUUUUGCACCUGUUUCUGAAACUCAGAUACAGUUUAUGUAGAGCCGCCAAAGCAGCAAGAUGCGAGAACAACCAAAUACUGGUAAAAAAAAAAAAAAAGACUGAUUUUCAAUCUUUCCACGAUGUAUUCCUGAACAGGGCAACUGUUUCUUCCCUGUAUAAUACAAUAUUAUUUUGAAUUGCAAUGCUUUAGAGAUUCUUGUUUAUAACAGUCACUGCAGUGUGAAGUCAUGUUUGUUCACUGAUUUUUCUUAAACUGCUCAGCAGAAAACUGUAUUUUCUUGAGGUUGACUGAGAAGGUGCAGGCGGGGUUAUCAUCUUCAAAGCUGAGAAGAAGGGUUACGUGAUUGCUCUACAGCCUUAUUCAUCAAUGGAUUACCUUAGGAACUUAACUGAGGAUGUCAAAGUUAUUUAUUUUCUCCAUAAAUUAUGUGGCUGUUGUAACCAAGACACAACACAAAUGAAGUUGAGCAAUAAAAUUUUUAUAUGCUCUAAUAAAUACUCUGAUAGAGCAAUGCUUGCAUUAUCAUAAGGCCAAUAUUGUGUGAAAUCAGACAGCUUUUUCACAUUAGAAUAGCUUAGAGUAAUUUGCAAACUUUAUAAUGUGAGUUUGAAAUGCUGUGAAUCAACAAGAUAUAUACAUAUUACACACACACACACACACAUAUAUAUAUAUAUAAUAAAAAUAAUAAAUUGCUCCAUCGGUAUGUCAGUGUUACAUGGCUAGUUGAAAGAGCCAGGCUCUGAUAGGGGCUGGAAGUCUGUUACGGAGCAGGGGAAAGCAGUAUGUUACAGAACAGCAAGUGCAGCCUCCAACAGAUGACAGUAGCCGCACUUCCAUCGAGUGUUGUCUCUGCAGAUGGCGUCUUUCACAGCUCGAGGAAGAGCAGCUUUGGGAGCCAGUAAAUGUAGGUAUCCCCAGCAGCAGCGUAUGGGAGCAAUUUGAAAAACAUUGUUGCUAACUGCGAAAGAGGCAAGAGAUCCAAAUUUUUUUUUUUUUUAAAGUCCAUUGGGUCAAAAGAAGCAAACUGCAAUAGUGCUGACACUUGUGAACUGGCAACUAUAUUGAAAUUAUCCAGCUGUAGAGAAUAGCUUGUGCUGCUUUUUUGAAAUAAGAACCUAGUUGUAAACCAUAUAAAAGUAAUUAUUUUUAAAUGUGUAAAUAUGUGCAAACUUUUAGAUAAUCUUUUCUUUAAUGCUACAGUAAUCUUCUCUGUAGUAAUUUCAAGGUAAAAAUGCUAUGUUAAGGAAUCCAGGCUCUUUUUGAGAGGAAAAUCUUUUAAAUCUACUAAUUUGAGGUACGCUAUUCAUGAUGUGUCAGUGUACAGACCUCUGGCACAUCUUUUGUACCUAACAAUAUUCCUCCAGAACUGAAAUUGGCUAAGAAAAUGCCUUACCUUGUAUUUUUCAAUGUCUGAUAAAAAAUGAUAGCAUUAAAAAAAAAAAAAAAAAUUAAUAACAAGUAAAUGGGGGCAACCUUUCUUCCAGAAGUUUUGUGGCAGAAUACAGUGAGAAGCUUUCCUGUAAAAUGACUUCUACUAAUAAUUAAUAUUAAAGCUGAAUUUUUGAAAAAUUAUUAUUUUCUAUUGUUACAAUAAAUAGAUCUCCAGAGUAGCACGUCUUUUUAUCUUUUGGGGAGUCUGUAAUUGCAGAAAUAUCUCUGACUCUCACUAUAAAUGCAAAUAGGCCUGAGAAUCUUGUCAAACUGUCUUGUAGAGAACUUCUAAAAUACAGCACUUUCUUCAUAGUGGGAACAAGCCUUCUCUUUUCUGUCCAAAGAGUGCAAAAGUAGUAUUUCUUAACCCUUUGGAAAUAUUUUUUGCCAAAUGAAAUGACUAAAAAGAAACAAAAAAACAACCCCUAACCCUUGGAAUCUGUAACCACUAACUUCCCGGGAAAUGUAACCUUGCUGAAAUUUAAAACUCAGAUUUUCUGAAUGUGUAUUGAUUUUUAAAUUGCUAUAUACUAGUCCAAAUUCUUUUAACGUUCAAGUUUGAAUUACAAAGGGCUUCAAGCUUUAAUCCACCUUUACUGGGUUGAACAAUUGUACAAUUUUAAGCCAAUGAGUUUUUCAGUGCCUAUAGUUACCCUCCACAUGAUGAGGGAAUAGAUGCCAUUUAGAAUGGGUCAUUGUGUUGAGGGGACUGUUUAUUUCAGAAAUAGUGAAUUCCAUUGAUUUAUUCAGCAUUGAAAAGUCUUGAGUUUAAAUUAGAUCAGUAGGUGUAGUAAUAAAUGUCUGGGCAUUAAUGGAAGAGCUGAGGGUGCUCCAAGCAGGCAGUUUCUUGCACUGGAAGCUGUUAGGUCUCUUUCUCAUACUGAGUUGUACAAGUAAUAAUCCAUUAUUUUAUUAAAAUAUGCAAAUAAAUGCCUGACAAACAGUAUAUAUUUGUUAUAAAUUUAUUGCAGAGCAUUCUGAAUAUCUGGAAUGUACUUCACUCUGAAAUGGUUUUAGUACUAGGUACAGUUUGCACUACUUCUGAUUUGCUCGGGAUUUUUUAAUGGCUCUUUGGUAUGCUUUCUUGUAGCAAAGCUGUCUGAUACCAAUUUAUUUAGUAUUAAAAAAGGCGAAACAGCCACCAAGUAAAUCCUAAAAACUUUAUAAGCUACCUUCUUUUUAGUCUUGUUCAGAAUGUUUGAUACAUGAAAACAUGGCUUUCAGAUUUAUCCUUGUGAAGAAAAGACUGCUUUACACUUCUCUCUGCACAAAAGUGCACAGGACUGCUUUUUGCCAACCUCUUCCUUGUGCACGUAUUGGAACGCAUAAAAUGGCAGAGUACUGUGUUUUAAAUACCGUAGCUCAUACAUUAGAAGUAAAAACCAAGGACUUGGGAUGAUGUCAGGCUUUUAUGGCUCAGAACUUGUUCUCCAAAAAAACACUUUGAAGACAAAAGUUGCUCUCGAGGGUGACUGUAAUAGCCUGCAAGAGUUGCAAAUAUUAGUUGUGAUGAGUAAAACACUGAAGUGAGAUGUAUAUAAAUGUGACUUUCCCUUUUGUUCCUUCCAACUUGUUUGAUCAGAAUCCUGUUCUGAGUACUUCAGAAAGCAGAUGACUAAGAAGUCACUCCAUGUUUGUCUGAACAAGGAGGAAGACUUGAAGUAUGUCAUGCGCUUUGCAUUAUUGUACUUUAGUGGGUCAUUCAAGCCUAACUGUUGGGACUUCAUGCUGCUACAGGGAGGCUCUCUUUCAUGGGGUAUACCAUAAGAUAACUUCUGGGGGAAUUUGGAAAGGUUGAUUGUAUUAGGCCUGUGGGACUUGAAAGUGUACCUCUUUUUAAAUAACUGGGGUUUUCUAAUGUUCUCUAGAUAUAGUUUUGACUUUGCCUCCAAGAAGUUUUAUUGAUAUUUUUUUUUAAUAUUGGACAUGUACUAGAGGAAUCUCAGUUCUGUGCACAUAGUGGUGGAAUACCUGUAGGUAAAAAUAACAAAAGGACUUUUGUUUAAAAAAACACACACGCACACACACAAAAAAACAACAACAAAAAGACUUCUGACUACAAGAUUGAAUACAGGGUGUAUCCCCAUCUGGUUUUUUUUUUUUUUGACAUGUGGCAGGGAGGGUGGGGUUACAAAUAGAAUAGUACGCACUGUGGAUCGGUGCUUAAUUUGUACAUAAAAAGGAAAACUUCGUUUUGGGUAGUUUGUAUUGUAAGGACAACAUCUAAAGGCACUGUGUAUCAGUCAUUUAUUUCCAUUUAAAAGAUUAUAUUUUUGAGCAAUGGAAACUGUACAUGUUAUCAUUUAUACAUUACUGAUAGCUAGGAAUAUAGAAAACCUGUUGCUAUUACUCUGAAGAUGUAUCUGACUUAUUGAUAUAUACAUCACUGCAUCACUACUUUAUGCAGAUUCUCAUGCUCAUUUAUUUAAAGAGAUUGUAGUAACUGGUAGAGUUACAACAGGAAUUGUAACAUCAAAUCUUUCAGUAUCUCAAAUGUGUAUCCUUGUGAUUAAUCCUUUACCAAAUGUUUGGCUGGAAUUUCAUUUUGGAGAAAUGACAAAAUAGGUGCUGGAACAGAUUUCCCUCACCCCAACCCACGCUUUAUUUAUUUAAUAGGUUUUGUUUUGUAUGUUAUGUUUUCCCCAUAACAGGUUUGUGCCUUUUAUUGGAUAUUUAUUUAAAAGGAGCUACUAUAAUUUAGGUUAAGAGGCUUUUUUUCAGAUGUAUUCUUGUACAGCUCUUCCUUUACAUGAGUUCCUUCAUUUUAUAAGAAUACAGAAUGUGUGGAAAAUAUACUAGCCACAAACUGGAAAAAAAAUUUUGAGGGUUUAUGUUCUAGGAAUUAAUAAUUUUUUAAAAAGAAGCCUAAGCACAAGAUUGGCUGUGUUGAUAUUUUAAUUGUGGAACUUCACACUUUGUUAAUACACAAACUGUUUGUUUUUUAAAAACUGCUCAUAUCCAAUUAUUUGAUGAAACAAGUUUUGGAAAAAAAUAAACUUUGGCACAUGCAA